GUCCUGUCUCGUGUUGAGCUCCGUAUCUCUUUUCUUUAAACCUCCCAUCAGCCUCUCCCUCUUUCAAACAUCAACCAUCUCCCCUCACACAUCAAUCACAAUGGCCUCUUCUCGUGUCUUCGCCUCUCGCCUGGCCUCCCAGAUGGCCGUCAAGGCCGCUCGCCCUGCUGUCCGAGCCCCCGUCGCUGCUGCCAGCAAGCGAACCAUCUCUGGCGCCAGCCCCCUCCAGGCCAUGAAGCGUCAGACUCUUCUCCAGGCUACCAGCCGCAACGCCUUCCAGGUCCAGCGCCGUGCCUACUCCUCCGAGAUCGCCCAGGCCAUGGUUGAGGUCUCCAAGAACUUGGGUAUGGGUGCCGCCGCCAUUGGUCUGACUGGUGCCGGUAUUGGUAUCGGUCUCGUCUUCGCCGCCCUCCUUAACGGUGUUGCCCGCAACCCUGCCCUCCGUGGCCAGCUCUUCUCUUAUGCCAUUCUGGGUUUCGCUUUCGUCGAGGCCAUCGGUCUUUUCGAUCUGAUGGUUGCCCUCAUGGCCAAGUUCACCUAAGUUAUUUCCCGGCCAAUUGGGUAGGCUCGUGCCGAAUGAUCGAGUCAACGAGACAGAGGAGGCUGCUGAGCGCAGUGCAUUGUGCCAUGUCUUGAAAAAUUUGACAUGGGUGCGCUUGAUGCCAGCUUGCACGAUAGAGGGGAGGUUGUCUUGUAAUAGACGGGAUAGAGAUCUGGGAGUGACAUUGGUCAUAGGCACUUUCCUAUGAUUAGAAUUGGGGAAAUUCUGCAUAAUUCCUCCCAGGGAUCAAUUUGUAAAAUAAAAAGCCUCAUUCAUCCCG
This is a messenger RNA of Fusarium oxysporum Fo47, 821 nucleotides long. Its product is annotated as ATP synthase subunit C family protein. The coding region runs from base 101 to 541 and encodes 146 amino acids. Lineage: Eukaryota; Fungi; Ascomycota; Sordariomycetes; Hypocreales; Nectriaceae. Gene Ontology annotation, biological process: proton motive force-driven ATP synthesis; proton transmembrane transport. Gene Ontology annotation, molecular function: proton transmembrane transporter activity. The record is from RefSeq and is a predicted model, not a curated record. The transcript has 3 exons.